Molecule: messenger RNA, 651 nt
Organism: Halteromyces radiatus
Lineage: Eukaryota; Fungi; Mucoromycota; Mucoromycetes; Mucorales; Cunninghamellaceae
Exons: 7
Coding region: 1-651 (216 amino acids)
Source: RefSeq, a predicted model, not a curated record
AUGGAUCUCGUAAAAAUGGAAUGCAUUUCAGCUCAUUCUGUGCCCUCCAUAUUCCCACAAGCAUUAUCAAGCCAAAUAUUGGUUGAAGAACACUUUGGAUACCAUUACCGUUUAGCUACUGCCCCUGUUCUUUUGGUUAUCUCCAUUCUCUUUGACAAAAAGUCAACAACGUAUACUAUACGUGAAGUACUUUUGGUUAUCUCUUUGGUGUUGGUUUUUAUGAUUGGUAUAUCAAUAUCGGCGCCUGAUGUAGCCAAGGAUAGCGGUCUAUACAAUCAAAUGUCGGAUGGUCAUCAUUACUUUAUACUUAACAUUUGGUCAAGCGAAGAUCAUGGUGUAUUGAUCUUUGUUUGUUUACGGGCAAUGGACUUGGUCGAGGAUGAUCAAUUUCUAGAAUCGUUUAUGAAUCUAGUGACUGAAUUUUGUGCUCAAGUAGGUGGAGGGCAAAAUGCAACACGUAGGAAAUUCAGUUAUUGUCUGUUGAUCGUGUUGUUUCAUACCGGAAUCCUUUGGAGCGCUACACCCUUUAUUUCUCUCCGAGCCAACUGUUAUGAUGACAUUGGAUUUACUGGUGGUACAAAACAUUCGAUGAUGCAGCCAAGCUUGCUAGAUUAUCGUCUAUACAAUAAAGAUGAUGCAAACAUUCAAUGA